Molecule: messenger RNA, 825 nt
Organism: Closterium sp. NIES-65
Lineage: Eukaryota; Viridiplantae; Streptophyta; Zygnematophyceae; Desmidiales; Closteriaceae
Source: the annotation of a GenBank genome assembly
AUGAUCAUCAGCGCUUCUGAGGAGGAGGAUGAGGAGGAGGAUGCGGAGGGAGAGGAGGAUGAAGAGGAAGCGGAGGAGGAUGACGCGGAUGUUGGGGAGGAUGAAAAAGAUGAGAAUGAUGGCGGGGAGGACGAAGAGGAGGAGGAGGAGGAGGAGGAGGAGGAGGAGGAGGAGGAGGAGGAGGAGGAGGAGGAGGAGGAGGAGGAGGAUGAGGAGGAGGAGGAGGAGGAGGAGGAGGAGGAGGAGGAGGAGGAGGAGGAGGAGGAGGAGGAGGAGGCAGAGGAGGCAGAGGAGGAGGAGGAGGAGGAGGAGGAGGAGGAGGAGGAGGAGGAGGAGGAGGAGGAGGAGGAGGAGGAGGAGGAGGAGGAGGAGGAGGAGGAGGAGCAGGGUGACGACGAGGAGGAGGAUGUGGAUGAGGAGGAGGAGGAGGAGGAGGAGGAGGAGGAGGAGGAGGAGGAGGAGGAGGAGGAGGAGGAGGAGGAGGAGGAGGAGGAGGAUGUGGCGCCAUUGAAGGGACGGGGCGGGCGUGGCAGACGGGUGAGUGGUACAGGGAAGGAGGGGGGGCGGACUUGCCCUUCCCGAAAACGCGGGGCAGUUGACGUUGCGCGCGGCGAAGCACCGGGCAAACCGAAGGCGCGUAAGGUGAAGGUCGAAAGUGAAGGGGUUGGUAAAAAGCAAGGGAGCCAGGGAGCAAAAGGGGAUGGAGGAGGAAAGGGUGGCCGCCCCAAAGGGGUUCUAGUGGGCACCAGCAAGAAAGAACCUGCCGGUAAACGUCGCAGCGUCCGCCAAAGCACCCCGCGGAAAGGUGGCAACGAGAAGGCGUAG